Messenger RNA from Jaculus jaculus (lesser Egyptian jerboa), 3673 nucleotides. RefSeq names its product synaptotagmin 9 (gene Syt9). The transcript has 7 exons. Gene Ontology annotation, cellular component: membrane; dense core granule. The record is from RefSeq and is a predicted model, not a curated record. Gene Ontology annotation, biological process: regulation of dopamine secretion; calcium-ion regulated exocytosis; cellular response to calcium ion. Gene Ontology annotation, molecular function: SNARE binding; clathrin binding; phosphatidylserine binding. Bases 1 to 1476 code for a protein of 491 amino acids. Lineage: Eukaryota; Metazoa; Chordata; Mammalia; Rodentia; Dipodidae.
AUGCCCGGGGCCAGGGACGCGCUCUGUCACCAGGCGCUGCAGCUGCUGGCCGAGCUCUGUGCCCGCGGGGCCCUGGAGCACGACAGCUGCCAAGAUUUCAUCUACCACCUGCGGGACCGCGCCAGACCCCGGCUCCGCGACCCAGAUAUCUCCGUGAGCCUGCUGACCCUCGUGGUCACUGCCUGUGGCCUUGCUCUCUUCGGUGUCUCUCUCUUUGUGUCUUGGAAACUCUGCUGGGUUCCGUGGCGAGAACGAGGCCUGUUCUCUGGUAGCAAAGACAACAACCAAGAGCCUCUUAACUAUACAGACACAGAGACCAAUGAGCAGGAGAACAGUGAGGACUUCCUAGACUCGCCCACGCCCUGCCCUGACUCCUCCAUGAAGAUCAGCCACACCUCCCCCGACAUUCCCCUCUCCACCCAGCCAGGGCCCCAGGAAAACUGUGCCCAUGCCAUCCGUGUGCAACGCCAAGUCACAGAGCCAACGCCAUCGGCUCGGCACAAUUCACUCCGAAGACAACUCAAUCUGUCAAACCCAGACUUCAAUAUCCAACAGCUUCAGAGGCAGGAGCAGUUGACUGGGAUUGGUAGAAUUAAACCCGAGCUAUACAAGCAGAGGUCGCUGGACAAUGACGAUGGGAGACGGAGCAACAGCAAAGCUUGCGGGAAACUGAACUUCAUUUUAAAAUAUGACUGUGACCUAGAGCAGCUCAUAGUGAAGAUCCACAAAGCUGUCAAUUUGCCUGCCAAGGACUUCUCUGGGACAUCAGAUCCUUAUGUCAAGAUCUACUUGCUUCCUGACCGGAAAACAAAACACCAGACUAAAGUUCACAGAAAGACCUUGAACCCUGUGUUCGAUGAAGUGUUUCUGUUCCCAGUGCCCUACAAUGACCUUGAAGCUCGGAAGCUUCACUUCUCUGUGUACGAUUUUGACAGGUUCUCUCGCCACGACCUAAUCGGCCAAGUGGUAGUGGACCACUUCUUAGAGUUGGCUGAUUUCCCCAGGGAGUGCGUCCUUUGGAAGGACAUCGAAUAUGUCACCAAUGACAACGUGGAUCUUGGAGAGCUGAUGUUUUCCCUCUGCUAUCUCCCGACGGCUGGCAGGCUGACCAUUACCAUCAUAAAAGCAAGAAAUUUAAAGGCCAUGGACAUAACGGGGGCAUCAGAUCCCUACGUGAAAGUCUCGCUAAUGUGCGAUGGCCGGCGACUGAAGAAGAGGAAAACGUCCACCAAGAGGAACACACUGAAUCCCGUUUACAACGAAGCCAUAGUCUUUGACGUCCCUCCUGAGAACAUCGACCAGAUCCACCUGUACAUAGCCGUCAUGGACUACGACCGUGUAGGUCACAAUGAAGUCAUCGGCGUGUGUCAAGUAGGGAAUGAGGCUGAGCGGUUGGGCAGAGACCACUGGAGUGAGAUGCUGUCAUACCCACGGAAGCCCAUUGCACACUGGCACUCUCUGGUGGAGAAACGAUGACUAUGGAUUGGAGGGCUGCCCGUGCAGAAGACACAGUCGGACAACCACCCAACCAAGAUCUUAAGUAACUUUUCCCAUCUCGCAACACCUGGACUCCAGUGAUGAAAUGUUCAGCUGUAACCACAGCCAUAACUGGCCCCUUCCAAAUUGGGUUUAGUGAAUCCGAAUGCUCUAGCCACCUUCUCCGGGUGGCCCAAGAGGAUGUGCUCUAGGGGAAGCUCAUCUCUCAUUGUCAAGAACCAAGAUUGGACUGUGGAGGAAUGCGGGUGGCAUUGUGAGAGUACCAGGAUUCUGGGUAAUUAGCGUAAGGCCCUUGGUUAUGGGGAUAGAGCAUCUGCCCUGUCAACAGUCACUCUGACAUGAAGUUAUUUGAUUGAGUGCCCUGGAAGGACGGAAUAUGAAAAUACACACAUCUCCAGGUGCUAAAUAGGCAACAGAUUUAAGUCUCAACUCCUCUACCUGUGAGCUAGUGACUGUCUUCAGAGAAACAUUUUGCCCCAAGAAGAAUUAAAGCUCCAGCUUUACACAGAAUAGCCCCCAAGAGAAGACCUGGAAAAAGGCCAUUCUCCUGGAGCAAAUCCCAUGCAAGGAGGGUCUGCCAAUUCACUGCCCCCUCCCACGCUCAUGGCAGAGUCCCAGCUCUCAUCACGGUCUUCUUUUCUGCUAAAGCUAGAUACGGAGGUUCUGGAACAUCUUCCAGGUAGCCAGCAGCCACUUCCUUUCAACUGGUGGCAUUAUUAGAACAAAAUUUGUCAUCCAUGUGGGAGAGGUCUACCUCUCAAUGGCAUUCUGGAAUAUCGUUUCUCAGGCACUGUCCACUAAAGGAACAGCCUCAGAAAUAGGGUUAGUGUUGUAUAAAUGGGAGCACUGAGAGAUGACAGAGGGAUCCCCUAAGGGAAGGCACAGCUUUGGGGCCUUGUUGGCCUGAGUGCCUGUCAGCGGGUCCCCAUAUGCAACAGCCCAAAGAGUAGACUCGGGCAGCCAGGGGCGGAGGUUCCUUCUCAUUGCAAACGCCUAUCAUUCUCACAGCACUUGGGGACUGGAAAUACCUACAAGAGUGAAGGUCAAGGGCUCUCCCCGGGCUGCUCAUUGAUCACUCAGCAUCCUGCUCACCCACCUCCUGCCGGCUUCACACCUCAUGCUCAUUGCUUAUGCCUUCACAGAAGAAAUGAAACCAAAGGCCUCGGCAUGCCCCGAGACAACUGGGAGCCAUUACCUAGUGACCCUUUCGCUCUGUCUCCUUAUGGGUGCAAGGCACCCCCCUCCACCGUCCGCACCGCCAUUCCAAGAUGGCGUCUCCCUUUCACGCAAUCUCUUCGCAGAGUACUGAGUUGUGUUGCCAUUGACCUUCCCAGAAAUCUCAUUGUCUUCAUUUCAAUUAACAUUUCGCUGGAGGCUGCUCUGGGUGGGUAGAAGCAGCAUCAGUGUGCAUGUUGUCAGAAAGAUCUUGUUGUCACAGGGCCACCCUACUAUGUGAAGCCCUGUGCUGAUGUCAGAAGGCCGAAAGGGGCAGAGACCUUUGGUUGUACGAGGCACUCAAGCUUCAUAACUCCCCAGCUUGCAUAAUCCAUGCCCAUCUCUCCCUGGCUUUCAUUCACAGAGAUUCAGAUGGAAUCCUGGUUCUGCCUAUGUCCAGUGACAUGAGAGAAAGGUGACUCUCUUUGCCCAAAGAUCCCCUCUCCCCACCCGUCCCCGUUCAGAUGUCCUCCACCAUACCAGUGGUUAGAACCAAAGCGUGAACGGCAAGUGCCGGUGGGAGGGUGAGCAGAAAUAUUGUCACUAGAUACGGGCAGAUGAGCCCCGAAGAAUGGUCCCAAAGAAACCAGACUGGCUCCAGCAGAUGCCAGGCAGCCAUUCCGCUAAGCCUUGACAUGUCCUUGGCGGUGGGAGCCUGAGUGAGAGACCCUGUUGUUUCCACCUCAGGGCCUUCCUGCCUCGAGCUACCUACCCUGGGCUACCAACUGAGCAAGCUCAAAGCUCAAAGAUGGCUUUUGCAGAGACAACCAGGCAAAGAGGACUGCCCACAUGGUGAGCAGGCAGCUCUGUGUCUAGAAAGCGUUGCCUAGCCAGAGCAGCUGUGGCCAGAGGCUGGUUAUAAAUUUGAAUUUCCUCAACCCAUCUGCAACUCUGUCUCUGUUCUCUUGUGUUCUGUUUGGUUGUCCUUUAGUUUCCUAGUAAAUGUUCCUUUUGAAAAAUU